Molecule: messenger RNA, 2241 nt
Organism: Thecamonas trahens ATCC 50062
Lineage: Eukaryota; Apusomonadida; Apusomonadidae
Product: E3 ubiquitin-protein ligase
Exons: 2
Coding region: 1-2241 (746 amino acids)
Molecular function (GO): ubiquitin-protein transferase activity
Source: RefSeq, a predicted model, not a curated record
AUGGCUAGGCGUCCCGAGCCGGAGCAGUUCCUCUGCCCAGAGUACAAUGCCGCCCAUCCAUCGCCGGGGAAGGAAGAGGUUGAUGAAGAAGAAGACGAGGCAGAAGAGGCUGGACUCUCGCUGAUGGAGCGGAUGGCCACUGGAGAGCCGCUGGAAAUCGAUUUGGAUACCAGCCCGAUGUUGGCCUCGCUGGCGCCGCUGCUGGCACCGCAUGAGGACGACGGCGCGCCCGAGGUUGUUGAUCCCACCCCGGGCUCCGACUCGGCAGCUAUUGUCUCGCGGACCGUUGUUCUUCACCGUCAAGAGGUCAAGCCGGAAGAACUGUCGCUGACGCUGGAGAGCCUGCGCGAGUCGCUUGCGGCGGCAGCGGCGGCCGGUGAGUACACCCAGCUCAUCCGCCGGCUGCGGCAGGUGUUUGGCUCGACAAGCUUGCUGGGCGCGGCCUUUCUUGCCCCCGGGACAGACAACGCCAACGCUGACGAGUGGGGCACGGUGCUCGAUGAAGUGACGGCGGCGUACGAAGCGUUGUACGCGGUGGACGAGCCGAUGGUGGCGACGGCGGUGCGGCAGGCGGCCGAGUACCUGAUGAUCGACCAGGCGGUGGCGGCACCGAUGCUGCGAUCACACAUCGAGCUGCGUCAGUUUGUGAUUGUCCUGCUCAACCCGUACCUGCUCGACGAGGAUGCAGCGAACUUGCUGCGCAAGACCGCGCUUGCCGUGGCAUCACUGUCCGACGCCCUCAAGCAGGUCCUCGUCCGCUGGUUCGCCGCCUGGCCACGUCGCCACCUCUCGAACCUGGUAGCCACGCUCCAGUCAUUUGUCCUCCUUCGCUCGGUCUCGGUCCCCUCGCUCAACCCGCACACUGACGUGCCGAUUAUCUCGGUGGUCAAGAUUCUCGCGCUCACCCACGCGGGCAACGAGCGGCGGGCGAACGCGUGGCGCGAGGCCCGGCUUGGUGAGCUUAGCGACGACGCCGCUCCCCUGCCACUCACCGACUUUUACAACGACACCGUCAACGGGCAUGACUUUCUGGAUCUGGUGCAGGACUACGAGACGUGGAUUAACUCGUCGGGCGGUGAGUUCUCGUUUUGCGCCUACCCGUUCCUCCUCGACGCCGCCACCAAGGCUGACAUUGUCUUUCUCGAGUCGGAGCUCCAAAUGCGGCAGGAGGGCCGCCGCGCCAUGAUCCAGUCGAUUUUGUCGGGCCCGGUCUCGCCCUAUCUGGACACGCUCAACCAGCUGGCGCGGUACCCAAACGACAUGAAGAAGGAGAUGAAGGUCAAGUUUGUUGGCGAGGAAGGCGUCGACGAAGGCGGCGUCCGCAAGGAGUUCUUCCAGGUCAUCGUCCGCGAGCUCUUUGACGCCCGGUUCGGCAUGUUUGCCUUUGACGAGGAGACCGGCUCGUACUACUUUAACCCGGCCAGCCUCGAGGGGGAGCGCGAGUUCAAGCUCUGCGGCAUCGUCCUUGGCCUCGCCAUCUACAACAAGGUCAUCAUCGACAUGCACUUUCCACGGGUCGUCUACAACCGGCUCUGCGGGCUCACUCCAAACCUCGCAGACCUCAUCGACGCCAUGCCAGCCGUCGGGCGCAACCUCAAGUACAUCCGCGACGAGUUUGACGGCGACUACGCCGACCUCGCACUGUUCUUCGAGUACGAGUAUGACAACUUUGGCCAGGUCGUCACCGUCGAGCUCUGUGAUGGCGGCUCGGAGCGGGCGGUGACCGCCGACAACGUCGCCGAGUACGUCGAUCGCUACGUCCGGUACGUUCUCGUCGAUGCGGUCGAGGCCCAGUUUGGCGCCUUUGCCGAAGGCUUCCGCUCGGUCGUCGGCUCGGAUGCGCCGCAUGCCGCCGUCUCGCUCUUUGCGCCGUCAGAGCUCGAGCUCCUCAUCUGUGGCUCGGAAGAGCUCGACUUUACCGCUCUCGAGGAGGUGACUCGCUACGAGGGCUUUGACGACAAUGACCCGACGGUCCGCGCCUUUUGGGAAGUUGUCCACGAGUUUGACGUCGAGAUGAAGAAGAAGCUCCUGUUCUUCACCACCGGCUCGGACCGGGUGCCCAUCAAAGGCCUCAAGGCGCUCAACUUUGUCGUCAUGCGCGCUGGUGGCGACUCGGAUCGGCUGCCGACCUCGCACACUUGCUACAACACCAUCCUCCUUCCGCCGUACGAGUCCAAGGACAAGCUCCGUACCCUGCUCAUCAAGGCCCUCUCAAACGCCGAGGGCUUUGGCAUGCUCUGA